Penicillium oxalicum is the source of this 135-nucleotide messenger RNA. RefSeq lists its product as uncharacterized. The coding region runs from base 1 to 135 and encodes 44 amino acids. Lineage: Eukaryota; Fungi; Ascomycota; Eurotiomycetes; Eurotiales; Aspergillaceae. The transcript has a single exon. The record is from RefSeq and is a predicted model, not a curated record.
AUGGUCCGUGGUUGCAAAAUGGUGCGGAAUAUCCCUGUGGACGUGAAGGGUGUCAUGGAGGGUCCAAAGUUUCGAGAACCUUAUGCUCCUUACGUUCAGCCAGUGUCCACAAAUAGGAAAAACAAGAUCAGAUGA